AGGAGGGACAGAGGAAUGGGGAAGGCUGCACAAAGGAAUUCCUCACACCAAGCCCCCUGGCCGCCAGCUCCGGCGGCUGGCGAGUAAAGAGCCCACCUCCUUUCCCGCUCCCUCGCACCCAUCUGGCUGGGCUCUGGCCACAGAGCUUCUUCAGGCCUGCCGAGAGGACCCACACUUCUUCCUGUAGGUGGCAACAGUGACACCUGUUUGAUCAGUGAGGCUGAGCCAGGGACUGCCAGAGGGAGGAGGCAGACUACUCGGAGAGGAGCUGGGAAGCAGAGCUGCGCACUCCCUGAGUACAAGGUUCCGUAGUAGACUUCUCACCUGCUUCAAACCGUCCACCUACUCGCGUAGAAGCACAGGCCCAUGACCAGCCCAGUGUGUGGAUCAGCUUGGUCUCAGCCAUACUCAGAAGCACAAGGUCUUCACCAUGACGGAGUCUCCCGGCUGCUGCUCCAUCUGGGCCCGCUGCCUCCAGUGCCUGUAUAGCUGCCACUGGAGGAAAUAUCCUAAACAGAGGAUGCAAACCAGCAAGUGCGACUGCAUCUGGUUUGGCCUGCUCUUCCUCACCUUCCUCCUGUCCCUGGGCUGGCUGUACAUCGGGCUCAUCCUUCUCAAUGAUCUACACAACUUCAACGAAUUCCUCUUCCGCCACUGGGGUCACUGGAUGGACUGGUCCCUGGUACUCUUGCUGGUCAUCUCUCUCCUGGUCACAUAUGCAUCCUUGCUAUUGCUCCUGGGCCUGCUCCUGCAGCUCUGUGGCCAUCCUCUGCAUCUUCACAGUCUCCACAAGGUGCUACUGCUCGUCGUUGUGCUUCUGGUGGCCGCUGGCCUGGUGGGACUGGAUAUCCAAUGGCGGCAGGAGUGGUACAGUUUACGGCUGUCCCUGCAGGCCACAGCCCCGUUCCUUCACAUCGGAGCAGUUGCUGGAGUCACCUUCCUGGCCUGGCCUGUGGCUGAUACCUUCUACCGUAUCCACCCAAGAGGCCCCAAGGCUCUACUACUGUUCCUAUUUUUUGGAGUCACUCUGGUCAUCUACUUGGCCCCCAUAUUCAUCUCCUCCCCCUGCAUCAUGGAACUCAGAGACUUACCCCCCAAGCCUGGGCUGGUGGGACACCGAGGGGCCCCCAUGCUGGCCCCCGAGAAUACCCUGAUGUCCCUGCGGAAGACAGCUGAAUGUGGAGCUGCUGUGUUUGAGACAGAUGUGAUGGUCAGCUCUGACGGAGUCCCCUUUCUCAUGCAUGAUGAGCGGCUGAGCAGGACCACCGAUGUAGCCUCUGUGUUUCCAGAGCGAAUGUCAGCUCACAGCAGUGACUUUUCCUGGGCUGAACUGCAGAGACUCAAUGCCGGAGCCUGGUUCCUAGAGAGACAGCCGUUCUGGGGGGCCAAAGAGCUGUCAGGCCCUGACCGGCAGGAGGCUGAGAAUCAGACAGUACCAGCAUUAGAGGAACUACUGAAGGAAGCGGCAGCCCUCAACCUCUCCAUCAUGUUUGACUUGCGCCGACCCCCAAGAAACCACACAUACUAUGAGACGUUUGUGAAUCAGACACUGGAGGCUGUGUUGAAUGCAAGCGUGCCCCAAGCCAUGGUUCUUUGGCUGCCGGAUGAAGAUCGUGCUUAUGUGCGGCAACGGGCGCCCAGAAUGCGCCAGAUCUACGGCCAUCAGGGUGGUAACGGGACAGAGGGGCUCCAGUUUCUCAACCUACCCUAUCAAGACCUGCCAGCGUUGGAUAUCAAGGCACUGCACCACAACAAUGUCUCCGUGAACCUAUUCGUAGUGAACAAGCCCUGGCUCUUUUCCCUGCUCUGGUGUGCAGGGGUAGACUCAGUCACCACCAACGACUGCCAGCUGCUACAGCACAUGCGUUACCCCCUCUGGCUUAUUCCCCCUCAAACUUACUUAAUGAUAUGGAUCAUCACCAACUGUGCCUCCAUUCUACUGCUUUCAUGUAUCUUCCUCCUCCGAGGGAGAUGUGCUAAGAGAAACAGAGCUGGCUUAGAAACAGCCGUGCUGCUAACCAAGAUCAACAACGUCACGGCGGAGUGAAUGCCCAACCCAUGCUCCCAUCAUCUGCAGGCUAAUGCCGGUGUGCACUGGCCAAGGGGAAAGCAAGGAGCCGAAGUGGAAUGUCCCGGAAGAAAAUGUUUGCAGGAGGGGAACGUGGCUUUUGAACUAAGAGGGCCCUCUGUCCAGAUGGUGGGCAUGUCUCAAGCUGCCAUGGAAUUCGCUGCCUCUGAUAUUUUGACAAAAAAAAAUUAGUUGGAAAGACAGUGAGUGACAAGAAGUUACUCCCCAAAUGAAAUUCAAACAGGGAAGUGAGAGAGAUUGCCAAGAUAAUGCCGUGGGCCUGUGUGCACAUGUGCUUGGGUAGAAGACGCGGGGUGUGUCAGGCUGAGAUAGCUCAGAAUGAUGACUGAAGGAAACAUGGCAAAAUGGCCUUUCCUGGAGUACUUUAAGAUGAGGAAGACAGUCCCCACUCUAUGCCCUUUCUCUCCUCACCCUCUCAAUUUAGCUCCUUUCCUGCCUACAGGUUGGGAGCUAAAAAGCUCAUUUAGCAACGCAAUUCUGUGCCUACGGUGGCUUUUUGUUGUGAGCAAUGAAUGGUUCCUGUAUCUUGCCUGUUAAUCUGGUAUUCAAUGAAUUUUUAAUUGUCA
Molecule: messenger RNA, 2655 nt
Organism: Peromyscus leucopus (white-footed mouse)
Lineage: Eukaryota; Metazoa; Chordata; Mammalia; Rodentia; Cricetidae
Gene: Gdpd2
Product: glycerophosphodiester phosphodiesterase domain containing 2
Exons: 17
Coding region: 431-2047 (538 amino acids)
Biological process (GO): lipid metabolic process
Cellular component (GO): membrane
Molecular function (GO): glycerophosphodiester phosphodiesterase activity
Source: RefSeq, a predicted model, not a curated record